AUGAAUAGCACCUUAAGUUCAGAAGAUUUGGAUAGCGAUAUAAGAAUAUAACAAGUCUAAUAAACUGCUCCUGAUGCUGUGCAAUUUUACAUCACAGAAGAGUAUGAGAAUAUCAAUAUGCUUAUUAGGCUUUUCAAUAAUGAUCCAUAUGAUAUUAUAUAAUAAAAGGUAGCAACAUUUCAACCGAUUCAAUCUAAGGAUGACUCUAGAUGUGAUCAAGCAUAAAAAGAUGGUGGAAAGAAAUUCGAAGAUAAAAAGCAAAUCAAGUGUAUGAGAUCUGUAGGCACCUAUGUGAUUUAGCAAAUUGGACGUAAAAUAUUAUCUGGAGACAUGAAUCUCACUAAAAUCAGUUUUCCAAUUAAGGCGAUGAUUGCCAAAUCGGCUUUAGAGAAAAAUUUAUAAUCUACCAUAUUCUUUCCUUUGUAUAUUAACCGAGCCGUUCAAACAGUAGAUUUUAUGGAGUAGUUGAAAUUGGUCAUAACUGCUACCAUAGCUACAUUCCACAUAAACUUGAGUUUCCACAAACCUUUAAAUCCUAUCCUGGGAGAAACUGUUGAAGGGUUCUUGUCAGACGGAACAAAGUUAUAUGCAGAGUAAAUUAGUCAUCAUCCGCCGAUUAGCUAAUUCUACGGUGUUGGUAGAGACAAUUCGUAUAAAUACUUUGGGUAUCACCUUUGUAUAUGAUUAGAAAUUAUUGUUACGAAGCCUCAGCUGGACUCAACUCUAUCACUCUCAAGAAUAAGGGUAAAAGAACCAUAAUAUUCAAUGGAGGCCAGAGAAUUGACUAUAAUUUUGCCUAUGAACUUUAUAGUGGAACUAUCAUGGGUUCAAUGAAAGUUGAAGUAUGACUAUUAGUAAUUCAUUAAGACUCUCGGUGUUUCUACUUAUUAGACAAAUAAAGGAUUGACUGCAACUUUAAAAUUUGGAAAAGUUAAAAGAAAACCCACUGAUUAUUUUGAAGGAUCGAUCAAUAUGGGCUAAUAAGAAUUGAGUAAAAUAUUUGGUACUUACAUGGGAUACAUAGAGUUUGAUGGAGUGCGAUAUUGGGAUCAUAGACAUAUGGUAUAAAAUAAUAAAUCAUACUUAGUAACCACAUUAAGUAACCAUCAAGCCUCCAUUUCUACCAUCUGAUGCAUAACUAAGAGGGGAUUAUACAAAUUUAGCAGCUUUGGAUAUCGAUAAAGCAUAAAUAGAAAAAGAGAAUUUAGAAAAUCUUUAAAGACACGAUGCUAAAUUAAGAACCAAAUUCAAAGAGAUCAGAAGAAAAAAGGAAGAGAAAAAAAAAUAACAUGAUCAUGAUUGAUAAUUACUAUUCAUAAAUCAAUAGAG
Paramecium octaurelia is the source of this 1329-nucleotide messenger RNA. The record is from the annotation of a GenBank genome assembly. Lineage: Eukaryota; Ciliophora; Oligohymenophorea; Peniculida; Parameciidae.